Dipodomys spectabilis (banner-tailed kangaroo rat) is the source of this 984-nucleotide messenger RNA. RefSeq names its product kinesin-like protein KIF6. Gene Ontology annotation, molecular function: microtubule binding; ATP binding; microtubule motor activity. The coding region runs from base 1 to 984 and encodes 327 amino acids. The transcript is spliced from 8 exons. Gene Ontology annotation, biological process: microtubule-based movement; mitotic spindle organization. The record is from RefSeq and is a predicted model, not a curated record. NCBI's taxonomy places the organism in Eukaryota, Metazoa, Chordata, Mammalia, Rodentia, Heteromyidae.
AUGAAGUAUUUCAAUUGUACCAUCUCUGCAGUGUUGGUAAGAUCGCUACCUGUGUUGGCAGGCUACAACAGUACCAUCUUUGCAUACGGACAGACGGGCAGUGGUAAGACAUUCACCAUCACGGGUGGGGCCGAGCGCUACAGCGACAGAGGCAUCAUCCCAAGGACGCUAUCCUACAUCUUUGAGCAAUUACAGAAGGACAGCAGCAAAAUAUACACAACACACAUUUCCUACUUGGAAAUCUACAAUGAGUGUGGUUACGAUCUAUUGGAUCCAAGACAUGAAGCCUCCAGAUUGGAAGACCUGCCGAAAGUAACAAUCUUGGAAGACCCAGACCAGAACAUCCACCUGAAAAACCUGUCACUCCACCAGGCAACUACCGAGGAAGAAGCUCUGAAUUUGCUCUUCUUGGGGGACACCAACAGAAUGAUUGCAGAGACUCCCAUGAACCAAGCUUCAACCCGUUCCCACUGCAUCUUCACCGUUCACUUAUCGAGUAAAGAGCCAGGAUCGGCGACUGUGCGGCAUGCCAAGCUGCAUUUGGUGGACCUGGCUGGUUCAGAGCGUGUGGCAAAGACGGGAGUCGGGGGCCAGCUCCUCACAGAGGCCAAGUACAUCAACUUGUCACUGCACUACUUAGAGCAGGUCAUCAUCGCCCUUUCAGAGAAACACCGCUCACACAUCCCUUACCGGAACUCCAUGAUGACCAGCGUGCUGCGGGACAGCCUGGGGGGGAACUGCAUGACCACCAUGAUCGCCACGCUGUCCCUGGAGAAAAGGAACAUCGAUGAGUCCAUCUCUACUUGCCGAUUUGCACAAAGGGUAGCACUCAUAAAGAACGAAGCUGUUCUUAAUGAAGAAAUUGACCCCAGAUUGAUGAUCCUUGGCCUCCAGAAGGAAAUCCAGGAACUGAAGGAUGAGCUGGCCAUGGUCACCGGGGAGCCGAGGACAGAGGCACUCACAGAAGCGGAGCUCCUUCAGUAA